Molecule: messenger RNA, 273 nt
Organism: Necator americanus (New World hookworm)
Lineage: Eukaryota; Metazoa; Nematoda; Chromadorea; Rhabditida; Ancylostomatidae
Exons: 1
Coding region: 1-273 (90 amino acids)
Source: RefSeq, a predicted model, not a curated record
AUGGGCAGCAUUCACAGCCGUCAGGGAAGCUACGGAUCAACUGACGGAGACCAAGAUCUUCGUGCCCAUCUGUUCGACUCGACAGUCCUUCCAGCGCUCUGUUACGCAGCGGAGACGUGGGCAGACACCGCGGCCACGUCAAGGAAGCUACUUACUACCCACAGAGCCCUUGAGAGAUGUCUCCUGAAGUUUAACCGGCGCACACAACACCUAGCCGGUUUUCGUAGCUCCGACUUAAGAGGAAUGUCCCGUCUUCGCGACCCAGCGGAAUAA